AACUUGUUUCGUAGCUGAGUCGAAAGUGGUCGAAAGAGGAAAGAAAGAGACGAGACCGUUCAGCGUCAAAACUUGUACAGUUCCUUAUUUUCUUCCAAAGCUUCGCGUCAUGUUGGAUAUUAGUUGGUUGCUGUCUAAAAGAAGUGAAAUACCGACUUUUUGUCAAGGAUAAGGGCCGCCGUCGAGUGUUAUUCCUCCACAUAUAACGGAUCAUCGUUUUUUUAUCAUGGAAGACGAAGUGAAAGAGGACCCCACCGGGCCCAACGAGGACCCCACCAGACCCAACGAGGACCCCACCAGACCCAACGAGGACCCCACCAGUUCCAAAGAGACCAUGUCCACAUGGAAGGCCGGUUGGGUGAAAAAGGACUCGGGCAGGUUCCUGGCCAGCUAUAAGGACCGCUACAUCCAGGUGAAGAGGACAGAGCUUGUGGUGUACGAGAAUGAGGACCUUGCGACCUGCUUGGAGAGAGUGGACCUGGAAAACUACGAUAAGUGCCACGAGUUGAGGAGCGCCUUCACAAAGAAGAAGAAUAGACUGGUGUUGAUACGAGCGGCCAAAUCAGGGAAUAAGGUCCAUGAUGUCAAGUUCCAGGCUCAGAACCUGGAGGAGAAGGAGGCUUGGAUUAAGGCCUUUAGUGACGGCAUCAACAGAGCAAAGAAUAAGAUAUUUGACGAGGUGAAGGUAGAUGAGACCAGUCAUUUGGAGCAUGCCACACGCACAAGGCCGAAAGGAAACCGUAACAGAAGACCACCCACCAGGAUACACAUGAAAGAGGUUGCCAACGUCUCAUCAGAUGGGAUUCUCCGGCAUGACCUGGACGCGGUGGACGCCAGCAUCCCCAACGGGACACACCACAUCACCACAGAUACCACUGAGACUCCCCAAAAGGCUGUGAAGCCCCCCAUGCCCCCCACGUCCAAACCCAGCGAGGCCCCAGAAGAGUGUCUGACCACCCAGAGCCCUGACGAAGGUCUGCCGUCUGAAAAGGAGCCCAGUCCCCAGAAGGUUCUGAAGCCCCCCAUGCCACCCUCCAAAGAGGCCGAGACGGCUGCUGCUUCUGCUGGGGACCAACUCCCUGAUGAGACUAGCACUGACAGCAGCCCAGAGAAAAAGGUCCUGAAGCCUCCCAUGCCACCCUCCAAAGAGGCCAAGCCCACUGUGUCUGCCGAGGACCAACCACCUGGGGAGACCAGCCCUGAGAAAAAGGUCCUGAAGAUGCCCAUGCCGCCCUCCAAAGAGGUCAAGCCCGCUGCUCCAGCCGGAGACCAACCCCCCAGGAACACCGGUCCCGAGGGCAGCCCAGAGAAGUGCUCCGAGGCUGGGGUCGAGUCGGCACCACCGCCCACCCCCUCCGAGCAAACCCAUCGGCGGCUCCACAGACAACCUGGCUGA
This is a messenger RNA of Coregonus clupeaformis (lake whitefish), 1396 nucleotides long. RefSeq names its product pleckstrin homology domain-containing family O member 2-like. Bases 227 to 1396 code for a protein of 389 amino acids. Lineage: Eukaryota; Metazoa; Chordata; Actinopteri; Salmoniformes; Salmonidae. The record is from RefSeq and is a predicted model, not a curated record. Gene Ontology annotation, biological process: macrophage apoptotic process. The transcript has 8 exons.